CACAGCUGGCCCUCUUUUCUGGAAUUAUUGUAAUCCGGGAGGUUUUACACAGAGGUGAGGGGCGCGCGGCGCUUGUUUCAGGGCUGGAAUGAAUGCGCGUAGCGAAGGCCAGAAGCCCUCGGCUCUCUGGAAACCUGCCAUGUGACAUCUGGCUGUUUGCGCUCCGCCAGAAGGUCAAAAGAAGCCCGCUCAUUUCACAGAAAUGCAGAAAGCCAAAAUCCUGCAGCAGCAGCAGCCGCUCGUCUUCUCCUCCGGGUUUGAGUGCCUUCAGCAGGCACCGACGCAGCGGCAGCGCGCGGAGACGUUUGAGCGUGCGUGUCCCCGGAGGUCAAAAGCGCAAACCCCCAAGUUUACUGUCAGCAAAACCAUUUUCCCCUGGAUGAAGGAGUCCAGACACUCAGAGCACAAACCCGACAGCAGGAUCUCAGACGACGAUAAAGCCCCAAACGCCACCCUGGCCUCCAAGCGCACGCGCACCGCAUACACGAGCGCCCAGCUGGUGGAGCUGGAGAAGGAGUUCCACUUCAGCCGCUACCUGUGCAGGCCGCGGAGGGUGGAGAUGGCCAGCCUGCUCAACCUCAACGAAAGGCAGAUCAAGAUCUGGUUUCAGAACCGGAGGAUGAAGCAGAAGAAGGACCAGAGGGCGCGCGGCCUCACUGCCUCCCCCUGCUCACCCCCAUCCUCACCCUCUGCCGGCGCGAGCCCGACCCUGGCCAGCCUCGGAUAUGUCCACGUGGGCGGCGAUUACUUGCAGGCCUCCCCUCCUCUGAAGCCCCAGAAUGCACAGCUGGCCUACCCUACAGAAUUCAGCAAAUACCCAGAUCCGGAUCUGACGUGCGGCCCGCAGUUUGAGGCGCAGUACAACAGCCCGGGAGGGGGGGAUUUGAGCGGGCCAUACCUCUCACAGAGCUGCACUCCUCAGGACAGAAUCCUGCAAGCUCCAAGACUGACGCAUCUGUAGAGCCAACCGUUAUUUAUAUAUUUAAAACCCUUGCUUUGCACAUUUA
Messenger RNA from Oryzias latipes (Japanese medaka), 1007 nucleotides. Its product is annotated as homeobox protein Hox-B3a. Gene Ontology annotation, biological process: regulation of transcription by RNA polymerase II; embryonic skeletal system morphogenesis; anterior/posterior pattern specification. Gene Ontology annotation, molecular function: DNA-binding transcription factor activity, RNA polymerase II-specific; RNA polymerase II cis-regulatory region sequence-specific DNA binding. The record is from RefSeq and is a predicted model, not a curated record. Gene Ontology annotation, cellular component: nucleus. Lineage: Eukaryota; Metazoa; Chordata; Actinopteri; Beloniformes; Adrianichthyidae.